This is a messenger RNA of Passer montanus (Eurasian tree sparrow), 1038 nucleotides long. It is a transcript of the gene KCNE1, whose product is annotated as potassium voltage-gated channel subfamily E regulatory subunit 1. Lineage: Eukaryota; Metazoa; Chordata; Aves; Passeriformes; Passeridae. Gene Ontology annotation, cellular component: membrane. Gene Ontology annotation, molecular function: voltage-gated potassium channel activity involved in ventricular cardiac muscle cell action potential repolarization; transmembrane transporter binding; delayed rectifier potassium channel activity. Bases 88 to 468 code for a protein of 126 amino acids. The record is from RefSeq and is a predicted model, not a curated record. The transcript has 2 exons. Gene Ontology annotation, biological process: regulation of heart rate by cardiac conduction; membrane repolarization during action potential; potassium ion export across plasma membrane.
UCUCCACCUCCGCACCUCUCCCUGCCCAGGAGGGGCUGGAGCCCCGCAGCCAAAGGAAGGAAGAAGAGCCAAGGACAGAAAAUCCAAAUGUUGGUGCUGUCGAACACCACGACCCUGAACCUGCUCCUCUCCAAACUGCUCCAGGAGUGCCUGCAACAGACCAACAGCUCAUCUCCUUCCCAGGAGAGCAGCGCGAGCGACAGCCUGGCCAUCAUCUACGUGCUGCUGAUGCUGGGGCUCUUUGGGUUCUUCACCGUGGGGGUGAUGGUGACCAACCUGCGGGCGCGGCGCCUCGAGGGGCCCCGCGACCCCUACAACACCUACAUCGCCACCGACGCCUGGCACAAGAAGGACAGGGAGUACCUCCAGGCCAAGCUCAUCGAGAGCUGCAAGCUCUGCUGCGUCCUGGAGAACCAGCUGGCCGUGGAGCAGCCGGGCAUGAAGAUCCCUGAGGAGAAAUCUUCCUAGGGAGAAGCGGGGGAGGAUCGUGCGCGGCACGGGGACGGUGUGAGCGGUGCCUGCUGUGGGAGCUGCUGGCCCUUCUGCAGAGCCACAGGGCCUGGCCAGGCUGGAGGAGCAGUGCUGGUGAAGCUGAUGGAUCGGGGAGAUCCCAGUGCUGCCCCAGUGCCCGGCACCGGCGUCGUGUGGGAAUCACCGUGAGGGAACGUCGGGAUUCACGCGGAACGCCGUGGACUCAUCAGCUUCACCUCCUGGGCCAGGGCCUCAGGCUGGGUGGGAUUUUGGGGAUAAAUCUGCCCUGGAGGGUGGGCAGGCCCUGGCACAGGGUGCCCAGAGCAGCUGGGGCUGCCCCUGGAUCCCUGGCAGUGCCCAAGGCCACCUUGGAGCAGCCUGGGACAGUGGAAGGUGUCCCUGCCCAGGGAAUGGGAUGAGUUUGAUCUCCCUUCCACCCCAACCCAUUCUGGGAUUCUCUGGUUCUCUACAAAGGCAAAUCUUGGUGUUGCUGGUGUGAAAUUAGAGCCUAAUUAAGACCUCAUUAGAACCAAACACAGGGCAAAAGUGUUAAUUGCCAAGCAUGGC